AAUCGUGAUCGAGGGCUGGUUAAGCAGAGAAUGGAACCAAAACCAGAGCAGAACGAGUGGAGCUCAGGCGUGUGGGCUCACUUAACCGACGUCCGGCGACGAUCGCCGCUGGUUCAGUGCAUCACCAACUUCGUCUCCAUGGAUCUCGUAGCCAACACGCUUUUAUCGGCCGGUGCGUCUCCGGCGAUGGUCCAUUCAGUCGUCGAGAUUCCUGAUUUCACGCCUCAUAUUCACGCGCUUAGUAUCAACGUUGGAACGCUUACACCUGAGUGGCUUCCCUCCAUGAAAGCUGCCGCCGAAGUCGCUUCUCAGCUCGGAAAGCCUUGGGUUCUCGAUCCCGCCGCCGUGAGUUGCUCCGGGUUCCGAUUAAAGUCGUGUUUGGAGCUUAUCGGGUUAAAACCUACUGUAAUCAAAGGAAACGGUUCUGAGAUUAUUGCUCUCUCAUCCGCUUCACCGGGUCAGACUAAGGGUGCUGAUAGCUCUCAUGAAUCUACAGACGCUAUAGAAGCUGCUAAGUCAUUAGCUCUGACGAGUGGUGCAGUUGUUGCAGUGUCUGGAGCUGCUGAUAUCGUUACAGAUGGGAACCAGGUUAUUGGUGUUCACAAUGGGACGAAGAUGAUGCAAAAGAUCACUGCAACUGGUUGUUCACUAGCUGGUCUUAUUGCAGCAUUUCUUGCUAUUGAUUCAUCACGGCCGCUGGAAGCUACAGUUUCCGCUAUGUCUGUCUUUGGCAUCGCAGGUGAGUUGGGAGAAGCUCUGGCGAAUGGUCCAGCUUCGUUGAGAAUGCAUUUGAUUGACUCUCUGUAUGGGUUGGAUGAAACCACAGUUCGUAGCCGUGUGAAUAUCACAAGGUUUGGUUGAUGUACAAGAAUCUUCUUCUUGGAAUAAAGUUUCUGAAGAUAUCACAAAGCCAUAGGAGGAGUGUCAUGGUAAUUGGGGUUGUUUAUCCUCGGAUUAGAGUAAUAAUUGGGGUUGCAGUGGCAGAACCUUGAGUAGAUUGUGUAAGCAGUAUAGAUUCUGCUGUUUCAGAAUUCUUGUAGUUACAACCCUAGGCUUUAGAGAAAUGUUCAUAAUACACUAUCACAAUAUUAGAAAUUUCAGGGCUUUCU
Molecule: messenger RNA, 1109 nt
Organism: Camelina sativa (false flax)
Lineage: Eukaryota; Viridiplantae; Streptophyta; Magnoliopsida; Brassicales; Brassicaceae
Product: hydroxyethylthiazole kinase
Biological process (GO): thiamine biosynthetic process
Molecular function (GO): ATP binding; magnesium ion binding; hydroxyethylthiazole kinase activity
Source: RefSeq, a predicted model, not a curated record